UACCUGAGGGCUCAGGUCAACCGCCGGCUCCACCGUCUCCAUCACUUGAUCACCGACAAGAGGCGACGAUGCUGCGAGGCCCGAUGCACCUGCGCCACCUCUUACUGUGGUUGCUUUUUGCACAAACCCACGCAGAUUUGCCCAUGUGCAAGGAGUCAGAUUAUCACUUUGAGUACACAGAGUGUGAUGCACUCGGGUCACGAUGGAGAGUGGCAGUCCCCAACAAAGCCGACAUAUGCACAGACCUCCCAGAUCCAGUCAAAGGCACUCAGUGCUCCUUCUCUUGUAGUGAGGGAGAGUUCCUCAACAUGCAGUUGCAGGAGUGCCAGAAGUGUGCUGUAGGUACCUACUCUCUGGGCACCGGCGUGGCCUUUGACGAGUGGGACACCCUCCCGCCCGGUUUUGUCAACCACGCAGUGACCACGAGCGCCGGCGACGCCCCCGCAGACUGCUCCAACUCAACCUGGACACCGAAGGGUGAUUAUGUAACCUCAAACACGGACGAGUGCACUGCAACGCUGUCUUACGCUGUGAGCCUAAAGAAACCUGGCACUGUGUCCUUUGAAUACUUCUACCCCGACGACAGCAUUUACUUUGAGUUCUUUAUCCAGAAUGACCAGUGUCAGUCUACAGACUCAAAGAGCCGGUGGAUGAAGACCUCUGAGAGCAACUUCAACAAAUACAUGGUCGAGCUUAGCAGCGGCAACAAUGUGCUGUAUUGGAGAACCACUGCGUACACUCUGGAGGGCAGUGCCGUCAAACCCGUGCUUAUAAAAAACAUUGCCAUCUCAGGGGUGGCCUUCACAUCAGAGUGUUUCCAUUGUAAACCUGGCACCUACAGUGCAAAACAGGGAUCGGCCCGCUGUGCUCCCUGCCCUGCGGAAACCUACUCCAACAAGGGCGCUUCCGUUUGCCGUCAGUGUGAGCAAGACACAUAUGCAGAGGCUGGUUCGGGGAGCUGCAAACCGAGACCUGCAUGUACAAACAGGGACUACUUCUACACCCACACUCCCUGUGACUCCGAGGGAACGACUCAGCUCAUGUAUAAGUGGAUCGAGCCAAAGGUCUGCAGUGAGACGGUUGAAGAAGCCGUGAAGCUGCCCGCAUCCGGGGAGAAGCAAACGUGUCCGCCGUGUAACCCGGGUUUCUUUGUCACCAACUCCUCUGCCUGUGAACCCUGCGACAAAGGUUUUUACUCAAAUGGAAAAGCAUGUAGCAAGUGCCCAGUUGGCACCGAGCCAGUUGUGGGUUUUGAGUACAAAUGGUGGAACACAAUGCCGAGCAACAUGAAGAGCGACAUCUCACGUCGAGAUUUCGGCAACUCUGGGCAAAGCACGGCAUGGGAGGUGGCUGGAGAGUAUGUUUACACCACCCCCGGGGAUCAGGACACAGACUACCUGAUGCUCACACUCGAUGUCCCUGGAUACAGGCUGCCUCAGUCUAUGGUGAAAGACAGUGAAAGGAGUGAACUCUCUCGCAUCACGUUUGUGUUUGAGACCACGUGUACGGCUGACUGCAAGUUUGCCUUCUUGGCGGGUUUUAACCGGUGGAGUAAUGAUGAGGUGGAGCAGUGGAAAGGCAGCAACAGUAAACAGUCAUACUCCUACCUCAUCCAGAGCAACAGCACCAUCAGCUUCACCUGGAUCUUUCAACGAACGGAGGAACUUAACACGGAGAGAAAAUACAGCGCUGAUGCUGCAAAGAUCUUCUCCAUCCACAUCACCAAUGUUAUUGGAGGCGUGGCCUCUGAGUGUCGCCGCUGUGCCCUCAGCUCCGCUGAGGCCAGCUCCGCCUGCGUUCCCUGCCCACUGGGUCACUACAUGGUCAAUGGGACGGGAGUCUGUGAGAGCUGCCCGCUGAACACCUUCAUCAGGGCCGACCAGCCUGUCGGAGAGGCCGCCUGUGUUAAGUGUGGACCCAACACGCAGAGGAACAAGGCCCACACAGCUUGUCUCAGUGACUGUGCGUUAGACGUGCAGACAAGAGGAGGCGCGCUGCUGCACUAUAACUUCUCUCCUCUGUCCAACGUCACCGGCUUCCACAGCAGCCCACGUUUCACCAGCAAAGGCCUGAGAUAUUUCCAUCGCUUUAAUUUGGGUCUGUGUGGAACAGAGGGCCGAGUACCGGCUACCUGUGUGGAAAAUGUGACAGCGAGUGGGAGAGAGGUCAAAGGUUACGUCUGUCAGUCCACUGUGGUUCCCUCGGACAUCAGGAGUCAGAGCACAGUGUCCACCCAGCCUUUCGUCAUUGGUGACACAAUCAUCGGUGUGACCACCGACACGCUCCUGAAUAGCAUCUCAUCUCCAAACUGGCUGUUUCCCCCUGCGCCUGUCCUGCCAGAUGUCAUCUUCUAUUACAAGUCCAGUGAGACGACUCAGGCUUGUAAACAAGGCCGGUCGGGCGCCAUCAGACUGAGAUGUGACCCCUCGGUGACUGAGAAAGACCAAAUCACGCUGCCAAGUAACUGUUCAGAGGGGACGUGUGACGGUUGUACGUUCCACUUCCUGUGGCGGAGCCAGCACGCGUGUCCCCUUUGCACCAAAAACAACUACAGAGAGAUUGUCAGCGCAUGCAUCCAGGGAAUACAGAAAACCACGUAUGUUUGGCAGCAGCCUUUGCAGUGUUACGGCGGAGAGUCACUUCCAGCACAAACGGUCAGUGCUUGUGUGACUCUGGAUUUCUGGCUCAAGUUUGGUGUUUCCACGGGAACGAUCGCUGCUGUGCUGCUCAUCUGUAUCAGCUGCUAUUUCUGGAAAAAGACACGCAAGUUGCAGUAUAAGUAUUCCAAGCUGAUCAUAAGCUCUGGGAAUAACGAGUGUGAGCUGCCCACUGCAGACAGCUGUGCAAUAAUGGAGGGAGAGGAUGCAGAGGACGACCUGUUGGACCUCACCAAGAAAUCCUUCUUCACCAAAAUGAGGUCCUUCUCACGGGAGAGGACGUCAGACGGAUUUGACUCAGUUCCACUGAAGUCAUCAUCUUUACACCAUCAAAUAGAGGAGGAAGACUCUGAUGAUGCUUAUUUCAAAGGAUGAACAGAUGCUUCUAACAGCGUGCAAAGAAAGUGUCAAACUUGGGAUGAACAGCUCCAGCAGACAGAGUCACAGACAACGGCUAUUGAAUAUAUUUACUUACUGCGAGAGUUUUAAAAUGAUAGUGUUAAAAGCAUGUCUUUUAUUUAGUGUUAUUUGAAAUACGUAAUAUUGUAAUGGAAAGUCUCCAUAUUGGGGAUAUUCUAUAUUUUCAAAGCCCAGUGGUUCUAUGUGGACCAAACUGUGGAUUAAGUUACAUUUAUUGUGUAAUCCCCAAAAAGGUAAACAUAAACUCACAGGAGUGGUUGUUUGAAUGUUUUUAUUUUCUUUCGUUAUUUCUUAUAGGUCAUUCUAUGUUUUUAUCAGACUAGCCGUUUUUGGCGAUAUAUGUAUUAUAUUUGUUACCACUUUUGAUAACUUUUUCUGCUGCACGUAAGCUUGUGAGAAAAAUAUUGCUUUAUUGUGAGGUAAAGACACCACAAACAUGGAUUUCUAGAAAGUAAAAGUAACAUCUAAUGCUCCUUUUGAAGUGCUUUCCCGUAAAAUCAUAAUAUCACUUCUCAUUGUGUGUAUUAUAUAAUACUUAAAUGUUGAUACUUUUGUAUGUAUGCGUUUUAAUGUGCCUUGUAGAAAAGUGUUUUUGUGGAUGUUUAAGUCAAGAAAAAUACAAAGAUUGAAUUUUAAUUGCAUGCAUAUGUUAUAAAUCUCUUCAAAAUGUAA
Messenger RNA from Gasterosteus aculeatus aculeatus (three-spined stickleback), 3749 nucleotides. It is a transcript of the gene elapor1, whose product is annotated as endosome-lysosome associated apoptosis and autophagy regulator 1. The record is from RefSeq and is a predicted model, not a curated record. Lineage: Eukaryota; Metazoa; Chordata; Actinopteri; Perciformes; Gasterosteidae. Gene Ontology annotation, biological process: positive regulation of vacuole organization; autophagosome assembly. Gene Ontology annotation, cellular component: trans-Golgi network; lysosome; late endosome.